Molecule: messenger RNA, 555 nt
Organism: Mesocestoides corti
Lineage: Eukaryota; Metazoa; Platyhelminthes; Cestoda; Cyclophyllidea; Mesocestoididae
Source: the annotation of a GenBank genome assembly
CUUGAAGAGUUGAUAACAGAAAACGAAGAUACUGAAAAGGAGCACGGUCGAGGCCACAAAGCUGCUGAUUUUCUGGACAGCCUCCAUGAUGAUCUGAUGAUGCUUGAGGCAGAACUGGAAGAUCAGCUUGACGAAAAUAUUAAAGCAUUUGAGCAAACAAUCACAACACACGUCGACCAAUUUAUUCAAACUGUUGAGGAAAACAUGGCAACAUGUCGAAAAGAAGAAGAUAAGUAUUUUGAGAGGAUUUCAAGUCAUCUCUUCCAUCUUCUUGAUAAAGUCCCUCUUGAGGACAUGGUGGUAGAAGUCACACCAGAGCUGCGUGAGAUGUUUAAGGACAAAGACAGUCUUACGGACAUUUUGGCGGACUGCCAUGCUGCACACAUUAAUGCGUUUGACUCUGUGGCCGACGUAAUCAGACAUCAGGCCAAGUCGUGGCUUAGUGAACUCCUCGAAAAUCUUCAAAAAACCCAUGUGGAAGAUCGCAGAAGAACCAGGAUAAUGGAGAUAAUUUGCUUCGUUGAGAAUCAGAAGGAAGAACUGGACAAUAUUUAG